Messenger RNA from Peromyscus leucopus (white-footed mouse), 7302 nucleotides. RefSeq names its product BCL2 apoptosis regulator (gene Bcl2). Gene Ontology annotation, biological process: negative regulation of intrinsic apoptotic signaling pathway; extrinsic apoptotic signaling pathway in absence of ligand; intrinsic apoptotic signaling pathway in response to DNA damage. The transcript is spliced from 2 exons. Gene Ontology annotation, cellular component: mitochondrial outer membrane. Bases 1529 to 2239 code for a protein of 236 amino acids. Lineage: Eukaryota; Metazoa; Chordata; Mammalia; Rodentia; Cricetidae. The record is from RefSeq and is a predicted model, not a curated record. Gene Ontology annotation, molecular function: protein homodimerization activity; protein heterodimerization activity.
ACGUACUACAGGAAACCAGGCGCUCCGGCGGAGAAUGAAGUAAGAGGCCGGGCCCCCAGCCCCGCGCCCGCCCCCUUCCUCCCCGGACCGCCCUCCCGCCCUGCGUCCGGGUCCCCGCAGAGCAGCCGUCGCCGCCACCGAGGUGUCCGGGCCCUCCCCGGCCGCAGCAGUCACCGCCGAACCGGCUGCGCCGCGUGAGCGCGAGGAGGAGGCGGCCAGCGCCGCACGGAGCGGAGGAGGAGAAAGGGUGCGCAGCCCGGAGGCGGGGUGCGCCGGUGGGGUGCAGCGGAAGAGGGGGCCUGGGGGGGGGACUUCGUAGCAGUCAUCCUUUUUAGGAAAAAGAGGGGGGGCAAACCCUCCCCCACCUUCUUCUCCCGCAGCGCACCACACACAGCGCGCGGGCUGCUCGCUCGGCACCGGCCGCCCCAGCGCGUCCCUGCCUGCAUUUACCAAGCUGCUUUCCCCCCCAUUUUUCGGAAAACGCAUUGGCCUUUCGGAGUUUAAUCAGAAGAGGAUUCUCGUCCCCGUUCCCCCACGCUCUUCCAUCGUCCCCCUCGCGUGUCUCUCUACCGUGGAGGGCUGAAGCAAUCCGGUGGAUACCGAUCCAUGCCUGCGCUCGAGCGUGUGUGUGCGAGUGCAAAUUGCCGAGAAGACGGGGAAAUCACAGGACUUCUGCAAAUGCUGGACUGGACAUUGUAAUUCAUCUGCCGCCACCGCUGCCUUUUUGGCCCCGCUGUCGUGCUCUUGAGAUCUCCGGUAGGGAUCCCAACGGGUUGACAUUUUCAGUGAAGCAGAAGUGUGGGGACGCAAUCUGGAAACCCUCCUGAUUUUUACUCCACCUAGCCACCCCACCCCACCAACUCCUGGUUCAUUGCAAGUUUCAAAGAAGCUUAUACAAGGAGACUGCUGAAGAUCGCUGGUGUCGUUGCCUUAUGUAUUUGUUUGGGUUUUACCCAAAAAGAGGGAAACUUGACAGAAGACCAUGCCAUCCUUAAAAAAUACAGUAAGUUUUUUUUGCACAGGAAUUUGGUUUAAUGUAACUUUCAACGGACGCAUUUGAAUUUUUUUUUUUUUUACUUUAAGUGCAUUCGAGCAAAUUUAAUUUCCAGACAGUUCAAUGCAUUCUCUUUAGCGUGUAACUUGUAGCGGAUAUGCCCUUCCUCCUGUGAGUAUAUAAAGGAGAACACACCUGAUUUUAACUUGCUAGGUCGUCCCGCCCCCCUCACCUUUCAGCAUUGCGGAGGAAGUAGACUGAUAUUAACAAAGCUUAAUAAAUAAUGUGCCUCAUGAAAUAAAGAGCCGAAAGGAAUUUGAAUAAAAAUUUCCUGCAUCUCAUGCCAAGGGGGAAACACCAGAAUCAAGUGUUCCGCGUGACUGAAGACACCCCCUCAUCCAAGAAUGCAAAAGCACAUCCAGUAGAACUGGAUUAUAACUAUUCUUUCUUUCUUUCUUUUUUUCCUUUUGGGGCCGUGGGGCGGGAGUCUGGACCAGAAGUGCUGUUGGUACCUGCAGCUUUUUUCGGGGAAGGAUGGCGCAAGCCGGGAGAACAGGGUAUGAUAACCGGGAGAUCGUCAUGAAGUACAUCCAUUAUAAGCUGUCACAGAGGGGCUACGAGUGGGAUGCGGGAGAUGCCGACGCCGCGCCCCUGGGGGCCGCCCCCACCCCUGGCAUCUUCUCCUUCCAGCCUGAGAGCAACCCAACGCCCGCUGUGCACCGGGACACGGCUGCCAGGACGUCGCCACCACGGCCCAUAGUCGCCACCGCUGGACCUGCGCUCAGCCCGGUGCCACCUGUGGUCCACCUGACCCUCCGCCGGGCUGGGGAUGACUUCUCCCGUCGCUACCGUCGCGACUUCGCGGAGAUGUCCAGUCAACUGCACCUGACGCCCUUCACCGCGAGGGGACGCUUUGCCACGGUGGUGGAAGAACUCUUCAGGGAUGGGGUGAACUGGGGGAGGAUUGUGGCCUUCUUUGAGUUCGGUGGGGUCAUGUGUGUGGAGAGCGUCAACAGGGAGAUGUCACCCCUGGUGGACAACAUCGCCCUGUGGAUGACUGAGUACCUGAACCGGCAUCUGCACACCUGGAUCCAGGAUAACGGAGGCUGGGACGCCUUUGUGGAACUGUAUGGCCCCAGCGUGCGGCCUCUGUUUGAUUUCUCCUGGCUGUCUCUGAAGACCCUGCUCAGCCUAGCCCUGGUGGGGGCCUGCAUCACUCUGGGUGCCUACCUGGGCCACAAGUGAGGUCCACAGACCUGCCCCAAACAAAUAUGCAAAAGGUUCACUAAAGCAGUAGAAACAAUAUGCAUUAUCAACGAUGUACCAUGAAACAAAGUUGUGAUUUUUUUUUUAAGCUGAAUACACACACACACACACACACACACACACACACACACACACACACACAUUCAGGCAAACGGUCGAAUCAGCUAUUUACUGCCAAAGGGAAAUAUCAUUUAUUUUUUACAUUAUUUAGAAAAAAAAAGAUUUAUUUAUUUAAGACAGUUCCAUUGAAACUCCAGGCUUUGGAAACCCUACCAGGAAUUGCCAAGCACCACUUGCGGCUCCACCUGCUGGCCUGGGCCUCUGGACAACGAUCUGUUUUCCAUAGUGACCAGACUGGCCCACCAUCUAAAGAACAAAUGGCCCAGGACCCUGACUGCUGGGGAAGCCUGUAGUGUGGCUGCCGGAAGACGGGGAGAAGACUCCAUGUGAUCUGUAUAAACUGACCCUGGGGUCUAGGAUACUGUAGGGGUCAGAUGCCUACAAGGAAGUAUGGUCUUCCUUGGGUGGAGAGGGAACUUUGUAUGUGACUCACAUGGUACAUACCCAGCCAGAGGACAAGGGCUGGGGACUUCAGAUGCACUUGGUACCCACUGAGACGUCCCCACUGAAAGACAGUGAUGGGAAAAUGCCCUUAAACUAUAGGAAAUUAUUUUUUUAAGCUACCAAUUGUGCCGAGAAGCAUUUUAGCAGUUUAUACAAUAUCAUCCAGUACCUUAAGCCCUGAUUGUAGAUAUUCAUAUAUUUUGGAUACCCCCACCCUCCUCCAAUACUCACUCUGAGUAGGAAACAGAAGCUUCUAGAUUCGAGGAAGUGGAUGUGUGGUGACUUCUUCAGCAUCAGGAAGAAUGGGGUCACCCAGAACGUCAGGCGGCCACAAGUGCCUGCUUUUAGGAGAGCAACAUCUGCAGAGUCUACCCUGUGGCCCGGUGAGGCCUCGGCCUGGCUGAGCCUUGGCCCUUAACAGCCUCUGCGCAGGGGUUGGAGCAGAGCGGGCGGUCUCUGAGCGUCUGGAAGCUGACAGAGCUCAGGAUUGCACAGGAAGAAAGAGCAAUGGUGAGACCCACUUCCUGGGGCCUGCUUCAUCCAUCGGGAGUGUGAGCGCCACGACUCUUCCUAAGACAUUUGCCUCGUAGAGAGGAGAAGGCUUUCCCGCCAGAGGGUGCGGUGAGGGCAGGGACAUCACCACACCAGAAAAGAAGCCUGUGCCCUUCAAGCAGCCACAAGUACCUGUUAGCAGUGGUCUGCCAUGUUUAAGGAAAGGCUUUAAAUUACUUUGGGGAGGGUCAUAAAUCCUCUAGGAAGCACUGAAGCAAGGUCGAGGAUUCAAUGACCUGUGUCUAUGGAAUUACAUGUAAAACAUUAUCUUGUCAUUAUAGUUUGGUGUUAUUUGGAAAUCUGACAGAGGAAGAGGGAAAAAAAGGUUUCAGGUAUGUAUGGAAUGUAGAAAUUAUCUGUACAUCCUGAGGCAAAAAAAAAAAAAAAAAAAAAGGUGGGAAAUUGUAGAGGAGUAACAAAACAAGUAAAAUCUCCGCUAGUGAAGGGGAAACAUUGUUUCUCUCAAGUUCAGAAGGAGUGUGGAAACAUUUAUGGAGUAACCUUGUGGCAUUAUCAGACUCUGUAUCAUUCAUUUGUUCAUGAACUUUGGAAUGUACUUCAUUCAGUGUUUAUUGCUGUGGUUGAUUUUUCAAAAGCUGCUUUCGAAAAGAAUACAUGCAUCUCAGCAUUGUUUAAAUUGUAUUUAGUUAUGACCUCUAGAAUUUUUGUUAGCAAGACAAACAAAAAAGAUAAUUUUUCCAUUGCGAUAUUUGUCUCUUGAUUCUUCAAAAGCAUUUCUGAGAAUGUAGGAUAAGCCUGAGAGACACGAGGGGCCCGAGAGAGCCUGGGUUUCACCGCCCCCUCAGCUGCUUCGUCUGGACUCACUUUUCUGCCUGUACAGACCCCCCAGAUACUUAUUAUGAUGAAUAUAGCUGGUGUUCACUUGACCUUGUUUCUUCAAGGUUUACUCGUCCCUGGAUGAUUCAGCAUUUAACUCAAGUUACCUAGGAUUACAUGCAUGUUUGGUUAAACCCAUGAGGUUCAUUCAGUUGGAAAUCCAGAUGGGGAAGAGAGCAAAGGGUUAGAAUCUGGCUAUGGCAGCUGGGCCUUCAGAGAGUUGCUUUGUGUGGCCUGUUCCAACACAGAUGCGUCAGGAGUCCUCCUGCCCCUUGCCCUGGGCCUGUCUCCCCAAUGCAGAGGUACCUUGUAUCAUGGGGAGGGCAGGAAAGUCAGACCUCCCCAGUUGGUCUCAGAGAACAGGAUGGUCAGAACUUUUCAAGUUAUUUUAAUUAUUAAGCAAAAUAUUAUCCUAUGAAAGGUUUACAUUCUCCACAUGAUGAAUAUGGAAUAACAAACCUGUGCUGCUAUCCUGCCAAGUUCAUUGUAAUGGAGUCAGUUUGCAGUACGCGCCAAGCGGCGGGCUCCUUCAAGCUGCUUUAGAAGGAACUAUGAAGAACACAGACAUUUUUAAUAUAAAACCUGUUUCUCUUUUGGUUUUGUUGUUAUUGUUCAAACUGGGAUUUGUAGAGUAUUUGAAAAAUGUAUACAUACAUAUAUAUAUAUAUAUAUAUUAAAAGGAAGAAAAAGGUCAUAGGAUUCCUUCAGGUGUGGGAUUUUAUUUUCUGAUUUGAAUGGCAAAUUUUCCCAGUCACUGGACCCCAGUAUUGUGACCCCAGCCACAGUACUGUGGCUGCUCUUGCUCUAAGUGUAGUUGAUGGUGCAUUUAUCUUGUUAAAAACAUGUUAGAUGAAAAGAGUGUCUAUAGAAGCCUUGACUGGUCUUUUUCUUCCUCCUCUUUAAAAAAUAGUCUCAAUUAUUUUGCAAUAAGGCAACAGAGAGCCAUCCCCCUUCAUUUCAUAAGAAGGGUUUCACACCCAAAUCUCAACUCAUCUGUAAGCUUUGGAAUCUUCUCUGCAUCAGAGUCAAGCAGACACAGAACAUACACACUCCCCAACCUGGGCUGAGAGGCUUGGAGAAAGCCCACAAGAAGAGCAUGCUGAUGCCUUCCAUUGCUCCAGGAGCCUCACCCAGGCACUCUGAAAGAGAAAUAGAAAAAUAGAGAUGUUCAUCCCCAUUGACUUUUCAGGGCCUGGUUAUGUGUGCAAGCUUGAGAUUUUCAUGACAAGUUAAGGAAGCAUUUUUAUUUGGUUCAACUAAAACCCUCCAUCCUGCCCAACUCACUUGUCUCUGCAUGUUUGGGUGUGACCUUCACUCAUACAUACUUUCUUUUCCACUGGCAAGUACUAUUUAUUACGUCUAAAAGCCUUGCUGUGUCUGAGGGAGGGGACAGCAGGGUGUAGGAAGUACUUAUAAACCAAGAGGGAUUAUAAUCAUCAGGACUGAAUGUAGAUAAUGGGAUAAUACCCACAUAUCUAGCUUCCACAAUGAAUAGAAUGGGCAGAAUUGUGAAUAGUCUGUAUUUGUAAUCAAACCUAGACUAAAACAACUCAUAAAUGUGAACUUCAACUCUAACUGUGCUUUGAAGGUGGUGGGUGUCUUUAUACUUUCUUAUCACUUAUGGUUAGAAAUGCACACCUACUCUAUCAGGAAAAAAUAACAGGAAAAGGUUGAAAUAUAAGCCAGUCUAAGGAAAUUAGGGACCUGCUGAAGUUCUAGUCUGAUCUUAUUCUGUGGUGUCUAUUGCAGCCCAGACAAAUAUGGUUACACACUUCUUAAGAAAUACAAUUCUACAUUGUCAGGCUCAUGAAGGCUCUAAUCAGAUCUGUAUUGUUGCCCAAUUUGGAUCUUUCAGGGAUUUUUCUAUGUCAUUAUUAUUAUAGGGACAAAGGGCGUUUGUUAUGAGGUGGGAGGGUGGAAGAAUUCUUAUUUGAGUGAACAUUACCCUGAUUGGACCAGGGUGUGAUGGUCUUCUGCAAAAUCAGAACUGUGGGGAACGAGGGACUUUUACCAGGGUCAAUGUUAUGUUCCACUAAAGGCUUUUUGCAAGAACUGGGGAUCAUUUUUAAACUCUAUGGUACAUUUAGAUUCCAGGGACAUUGACAUAGUUCAAAGUCUGGCUUAAUAUGACCAUGCAAUAGCAUAUGUUUCAAGUUGGAUAUGGCUAAUGAGUGUUUAAACAGUAAGUUUGACAUUAUAACCAAUGGGAUAUUUAAACAACAACCUUCCAGUUGGUAGGGACAUCUGUUUCUCAAUGUUUAUUAUACACAAUGUGGAAAAAAAUUAGAUAUGAUUGAAUUAAAUAAAACAUUGUGAGACUGAAUUAGGUAAAUGCUUGUGGCCGUCCCUUAGCCUCACCCAGGGAAUCAUUUAGUCCUCUGUCUAUGGACACCCAUGCCAUGUGCAUCUCACUAGGCACAAAGAAAAACAGGUGGAGGGUGAAUGGUACGUUAGCACUUCAUCAAGGAUAGCCAGGAAAAAUAAUGUGAAGCCAGUGUUUUGUGCUCCAAGUUCAGUACAGAAGACAAAAGACAGUCAUGGAAGAUGGAAAAGCCAGCUUAUCAGAAAUCCCAGGAAUGUUAAUGCCUCACCUUCCUUCUCGGGAAACCUGCAGUGGGUCUUCUAGCUGGCUCAUUUCACUAAAUCCUUCCCUCCAAGAUAACAUCUGAAAGAUUGAUGGCACAUUCAGUUUCUUUUAGGAGACACUUUCCUUUGGAGAGAGGGGUUGUUUAUUAUAAUAUCUUAAGUUUUCAACCAAGCUUUGCUUUGGCUUCAGUUUUAUUGGGGUAAUUUUUAAGUAAAGUAAAUGUACAAAUAAGUGUUUUUGUAUUCAAAGCUUUGUUACCAAGAUUUUCAUACUUUUAUCCAUGGGCUGCUUUUAAGGUUGAUACUUUUAGACGUGGUUGAUACCUACAGCACUGUACAUACAAGAAAAUAUAUAAGUGUACUUUGCAUAGUUAAGGUAAAGUAAGUCUCCAGUUGGCUACCGUUCCAUAUAAUGGCACUUUGUUUGUGUUAUUGGAAAACGUUACAUUGCCAUGAACUCCCCUUGUCUGUCUGAAAAAAAAAAUAAAGUACAGCGUGCAGCA